GCUCUGCAAUCCGACAAGAGAUUUGCCCAUUGUUAUUCUCCUACUAGAAAAACCGAUCGCAUCCGUCCCCAUCCUCUCUCCGCCGCGGGGUUGGCAGGCAGCGCCUCUCCGCGUGUGGUCCGUGUGCGAGGGGUCGGGUGUCCGGUCCUCCUCCCCUCCGUGCAGCGCAUGCGCGGCAGCCGGCAGCGGCGUCUCUUCUUGCCGGUCCCGCCCGCGAAUCUCUGCGCCGCGGUGGAUAGGAGGAGGAAGUCGAGGACGCCAUAGGAAAAAGAAAAACACAAAUCCAGCUUGGAAUGCUUUCGGAGACUGGGGGCUCGUCGCCGGCUGCCUGGACUGAUGCUGGGAGCGUGCGAAUUUCCGCUCAAGUUUUGAUCUUAGCGUGCUCUUGAGUCUGGAAUCCCGCCAUUCAUUGGGGGCUUUGUUCUUGAGUUUACAAGGCUGCAAGGCCGUGCUGCUGAUUAGUUUGAACCCAUGGAGACUACUAGCACAACAAAUGAGCAGCCUGGUAGGGGGGCAAUGUGGGAGCUGGAAAGGAAUCUCGAUCAGCCCAUGGAUGCAGAGGCCGGGAGAUUGAGGAAUAUGUACAGGGAAAAGACCUACCCUACAAUUGUGCUGUUACAACUAGCUUUCCAAAGCCUCGGUGUGGUGUUUGGGGAUUUAGGCACAUCGCCUUUAUAUGUAUUCUAUAACAUUUUCCCUCGUGAAAUAGAAGACACGGAACAAGUUAUUGGAGCACUCUCGCUUAUUAUUUACUCCCUUACCCUGAUUCCACUUGUUAAAUACGUCUUCAUUGUCUUGAGGGCAAACGAUAAUGGCCAAGGUGGAACAUUUGCUCUUUACUCACUGCUUUGCCGGCAUGCAAAGAUAAACAUUAUUCCGAAUCAGCAUAGAACAGAUGAAGACCUAACAACAUACAGCCGCCACACAUAUGAUGAGAAAUCUCUUGCUGCAAAGAUUAAAAGAUGGUUAGAGGGGCACCAAAUCAGGAAGAAUGCCAUUCUUAUUCUUGUUCUUUUUGGUACUUGUAUGGCAGUUGGAGAUGGAAUCCUCACUCCUGCAAUAUCAGUUCUUUCUGCAACUGGAGGAAUACAAGUGGAGCAGCCCAGAAUGAGAAAUGAUGUGGUUGUCAUCGUCUCUGUGGUUAUAUUGAUUGGAUUAUUCAGCAUGCAGCACUUUGGUACUGAUAAAGUCAGUUGGCUUUUUGCUCCAAUAGUAUUUGUUUGGUUCAUACUCAUUGGAGUCCUGGGCGCCGUAAACAUUUCCAAAUACGAUCAAUCUGUUCUCAAGGCUUUUAAUCCUAUUUAUGUAUAUCGGUACUUUAAGCGAGGGAAGACUAGCUGGGCUUCUUUAGGAGGAAUUAUGCUUAGCAUUACAGGGACAGAAGCAUUGUUUGCUGAUCUUUCAUAUUUCCCUGUACAAGCUAUUCAGAUUGCUUUCACGGUGGUUGUGUUUCCAUGCCUUCUUUUGCAGUAUACGGGCCAAGCUGCCUAUAUAGCUCAGAACAAAGACCAUGUCUCCCAUGCCUUCUAUUUUUCCCUUCCAGAUUCUGUACUUUGGCCAUCAUUCAUUGUUGCAACAGCUGCUGCAGUAGUUGCUAGUCAGGCAACUAUAUCGAUGACCUAUUCAAUUAUCAAGCAAGCACUUGCUCUAGGGUGCUUCCCCAGAGUGAGAAUUAUCCAUACUUCCAAGAAAUAUCUAGGCCAAAUAUACAGUCCUGAUAUUAAUUGGAUCCUUUUGAUAUUCUGCAUCGCUGUCACUGCUGGAUUUAAAAACCAAAGUCAGAUAGCAAAUGCAUAUGGUACUGCUGUGAUAAUGGUUAUGCUUGUGACAACAUUUCUCAUGAUCCCCAUAAUGCUGCUGGUGUGGCGCAGCCACUGGACCUUGGUCAUUCUUUUCACCACGCUGUCAUUGGUUAUUGAAAUUCCAUACUUCACUGCUGUGGUGCGGAAGAUCGAUCAGGGUGGUUGGGUUCCACUUGUGUUUGCUGUUGCCUUCCUCAUCAUCAUGUAUGUAUGGCACUAUGGUACACUCAAGCGGUAUGAAUUCGAGAUGCACAGCAAGGUAUCCAUGGCGUGGAUCCUAGGCCUUGGCCCAAGCCUUGGUCUGGUCAGGGUGCCUGGUGUAGGCCUGGUUUACACCGAGCUGGCGAGUGGUGUCCCUCACAUCUUCUCACACUUCAUCACCAAUCUCCCUGCCAUCCACUCCACUCUGGUCUUCGUCUGUGUGAAAUACCUUCCUGUUUACACUGUGCCACUAGAUGAAAGGUUCCUUGUGAAGCGAAUUGGUCCCAAGAACUUCCACAUGUUUAGAUGUGUGGCGCGGUAUGGCUACAAGGACAUCCACAAGAAGGAUGACGACUUCGAGCAGAUGCUCUUUAACAGCCUGAUGCUCUAUAUCAGGCUGGAGAGUAUGAUGGAAGAGUACACGGAUUCUGAUGACUACAGCACCCGUGAGCUGAACCAGGCAGGCAACGCCAACCAAAGAAUCAAUGGCAUCAGCACCAGUUCAAACAUGGAUCUCAGCUAUACAUCCCAUGACUCCAUUAUACAGGUGCAGUCCCCAAAUCAUAUAGGGAACAGCCAGGUUGUGUCAUCAGGUCAGAUGUACCAGACUGUGGGCGACGAGAUUGCGUUUCUGAACGCGUGCAGGGACGCUGGUGUGGUGCACAUCCUAGGGAACACGAUUGUCAGGGCCCGUAGGGAUUCAGGGUUCAUCAAGAAGUUUGCUAUCAACUACAUGUAUGCUUUCCUUAGGAAGAUCUGCAGGGAGAACAGUGCCAUCUUCAAUGUUCCCCAUGAGAGCCUUCUGAAUGUUGGGCAGGUGUUCUAUGUGUAAGCACUGAAACCAAAUACAUGUAGAUGAGAGUUCAGCUUCAGAACCACUCGAGAUAAUCUAGCUGUGUUUUGUACUUUUGUUCGUAGGUCAUAUAGGAGUACAAUAGUUGAAAGAAUUGUACAGAAAACAGCAUCAUGACCAUUUCGAGCCUGAUCAAUAGUGGACAGUGGUCAUGUUCAUCAUGUAGAACUUGUACUGUAUGCACAUCUGUAAUAGCUGGUGGUUAAAUCCAGAGUAAUUUUGGCGCUUCAUUAGUAAUUGCAGUAUGCUGAGUUGAGAUUA
Sorghum bicolor (sorghum) is the source of this 3117-nucleotide messenger RNA. Its product is annotated as potassium transporter 18. Bases 472 to 2835 code for a protein of 787 amino acids. Lineage: Eukaryota; Viridiplantae; Streptophyta; Magnoliopsida; Poales; Poaceae. The record is from RefSeq and is a predicted model, not a curated record. The transcript is spliced from 10 exons. Gene Ontology annotation, biological process: potassium ion transmembrane transport. Gene Ontology annotation, cellular component: membrane. Gene Ontology annotation, molecular function: potassium ion transmembrane transporter activity.